ACUUUAUCCUUCCAGAGAUUUGCCUGAAGACUGAGAGCUUAAAUGACUUGGACAAUGUAUCAGAUGAACCGAAUACUUCCUAGCUUUUUAAGCCACUCACUACUCAGUAUAGUUCUCACUUCCUAAUAUUACUCUGUCAUUUAUGUAUAUUUCUCAUUUUCUUAGUAGAGUGUAUGCUCUUUCUGGCCUUGGAUUAUAUGCUUUUUAAAAUUGCACCCUCUGGAUAUAGGGCAAGGCAUAGUAGGCAGUGGGGUCUUAAUAGACAUUUGACAAUUGAACUGAAAUGGAUAGCAUGUUUAGAAAGAGCCAAGUACUGCAUUGUGACAGGGAAAUAGAAAAGGAAGCUUUUCUUGGCUGUUGACUUGAGUGGGCAUUUAGCUGGGAAAAGAGCAACAAUUCACUUUAGUUCCUAUAGAGCAAACUCCUGAAGGUAUUCUACCAGUGGUAGAGGAGAUCGGUACUAGGAGGAUUAUGACUUCAUUUUUCAUAUUUUCAAAUGCUAAUGAAUAAGCACUCAUGACAAAUCUUGUAGAAUUUAGAGUGACGUGUUUUAAUUUGAGAAUUCUUUCUUUUUCUUUUCUCAUUCUUUUUUCUUCCUUCUUUUUCUUCCUCCUCUCCUUUCUUUUUUCUUUAUUCUUCCUUUCUUCUUCCUUCUCUUCCUUCCUUCCUUUUUCUUCCUUCCUUCUUUUUUCUCUCUCCUCUUUCUUUCUACAUUUUUUUUGGUUCCUUCAUCCUUUGUUCUUUCCUUCCUAUUUUCCUUUGCUCCCUCCCUCCCUUCUUCUCUUUUGCUUUUUUCCUUUGCCUUUUAGCUUCACAAUGGACUCCCUCGUGACAGCCAAUACCAAGUUUUGCUUGGAUCUUUUUCAAGAACUAAAUAAAGGUGAUGAACCGGCAAAUAUCUUCGUCUGUCCUCUGAGUAUUUCAGUUGCCUUUGGCAUGAUCAGCCUAGGGGCUAAAGGCUCUACUGCAGAUCAGAUCAAUGAAGUGCUACACUUCAAUGAAGUUUCACAAAACAAAAGCAAAGAACCUAAAAUUUCUUCAAAAGGAAAAAGUCAAGAAGACCAAGGGGACCAACAAAAGACAUCAGAACCUUCAAAUACACAGAAUACGACAUCCUUGAGUGAUGGGUAUAAAGAUUCUGACUCUUACUUUGGGAACCUGCUCAAGAAGCUGGACAGGAUAAAAUGUGAUUAUACCCUGAGUAUGGCCAACAGGCUGUAUGGCGAGCAGGAAUUUCCAAUCUGUCCUGCAUAUUCAGAUAAUGUGAUGGAAUUUUAUCAUACAACCAUUGAAAGUGUGGAUUUUCAAAAAGAUACAGAAAAAUCCAGACAACAAAUUAAUUUCUGGGUUGAAUGUCAAACUCAAGGUAAAAUCAAGGACCUCUUUGACAAAGACAACAUUACUGAUUCCACAGUCCUGGUGCUGGUGAAUGCUGUCUACUAUAAGGCCAAAUGGGAAAAAAGUUUUGACCAUGAAAAAACAGAAGAUUCACCUUUUUGGGUAAACAAGAAUGAACAGAAAAGUGUGAAGAUGAUGAGACAGCAGAGUACAUUUAAAAUUGGUUAUAUUGAAGAAUUAAAGACUCAGAUUCUUGAGAUGAACUAUAUCAAGGGGAAACUCAGCAUGUUUGUGCUGCUUCCUGAGGACUUCACUGGAAUGGAAGAGCUUGAAAAGAAUAUGACUCAUGAAAAAAUAACAGAAUGGACUAGUCCUACUAUUAUGUGCGAAGAAAAUGUAGACAUCUCCUUUCCUCAGUUCACAAUGGAAAGUAACUUGGAUCUCAAUGCUAUUCUCCAAAAAAUGGGGAUCACAGAUGUCUUUGAGGAAGGCAAAUGUGAUCUUAGAGGAAUUUCUUCAAGCCCUAAUCUGUAUUUGUCAAAAGCUGUCCACAAGACAUUUCUAGAGGUUAAUGAGGAUGGUACCCAGGCAGCAGCUGCCACAGGAACUGUGGUCACUACAAAGUCUGCAUCACCUUAUGUGGCAUUUAAUGCCAAUCACCCAUUUUUAUUUUUCAUCAGAGAAAACAAAACAAACACCAUCCUUUUCUAUGGCAAAGUCUACUCUCCUUGAAAAUGGAUCUAUUUUCCUCUGCUUUAUGGAGUACCAAGAAAAUGGUAUAACAUGGGUGUUAGGGACCAGAAUUAGAAUUUGUCAGUAAUUUGUCCAAUUCAUUAGCUCCAACCCCCAGCUAUUAACCAAUGUCAUUUCCGGUUUCUCUUCUGGGGGUUCAUGAAACACGAUAGCCAAUAAAUUUGUCUCUUUCUUGACAGUUCACCUGCUAGCUUCUAGGUCCACUUAUCUUCAUUGACUUCCCCACUCCAAGAUUUCCACAUUAACAAAGUUCAGAAAAAUGUUUAUUUUCUUUCUUAUUUUGUUUUUCGGUGUAACUAAUGAAACAAGUGAAUGUACUCAGAAAAGGAAUAGGUUCUAUUAGAUAACAAUUUAAGAAAAACAGAAGUUUUGGAAUUAUAGUUAAAUAAAAAUGCUUUCCCUAAGUCACUGUGUCAGACACUAUGCUAAUUCCAUUUAAUAUCCAUUUAAGAGUCUACUACCUGAAGUACUCCAGUCCAGACAAACCCUAGUGGGAAAACAAAACUAGAUAUAUCUAGAUUAACAUUUACUAAAAGUUGAAAAUCAGAUUAGAUUUAUCCUCUCCUUAGUGAAUAGGAAUAUGUUAAAUAUGCAUUCUUUUCAGAGACAAGGAAGAUGACAUUUCUCAGGAUCUGAGUCCUAGCAAAAUCAUGUUUUGUCCACUAUAAAUGCUGAGAAAUAAAACUCACAUUUAUAGGGAGGGGGAAUUAGUUAACCUUUCUUAUGUCUUCCUUGAUAACAUAUCAUCUGUAUUGAUUUAAAAAUGUUCUUUUAAAGAAAGAUGCUUUGCUAAUUAAAAUGUCCAAAUCAUGUUGCCAAGUAAUAAAAAAAAAAAUUUUUAUUGAACAAAACAAUAAAGAUGUGAAGUAUAA
Messenger RNA from Antechinus flavipes (yellow-footed antechinus), 2963 nucleotides. RefSeq names its product serpin family B member 12 (gene SERPINB12). Bases 517 to 2070 code for a protein of 517 amino acids. The record is from RefSeq and is a predicted model, not a curated record. The transcript is spliced from 7 exons. Lineage: Eukaryota; Metazoa; Chordata; Mammalia; Dasyuromorphia; Dasyuridae. Gene Ontology annotation, biological process: negative regulation of endopeptidase activity. Gene Ontology annotation, molecular function: serine-type endopeptidase inhibitor activity.